Botrytis sinoallii is the source of this 1035-nucleotide messenger RNA. RefSeq lists its product as uncharacterized. The coding region runs from base 1 to 1035 and encodes 344 amino acids. The record is from RefSeq and is a predicted model, not a curated record. Lineage: Eukaryota; Fungi; Ascomycota; Leotiomycetes; Helotiales; Sclerotiniaceae. The transcript is spliced from 3 exons. Gene Ontology annotation, molecular function: nucleic acid binding.
AUGACAUAUCAUAACUUGGGGUUCAAACACUUUGAAUUUGAUUGCGACACCACUCCUAAUUCGGACGACUCAUGGCCUCCGUCAGAUGACUCAUGGGUGAGACAACCCAUGGUAUCAAUUGCUGAUGAAGAAGCACGAAUGGCUGCAUUAGACGAGGAAGCCGAGAACGCUCUCAAUACAGGUGCAAAACGAAGCCCGGAUGCGCCCGCUCCAAUAGUAUUCAUCGACACGCUCGAGAAGCUGGACAAGUUUCUACCCGUCCUCUCUCGGCUCAAGGAUGGAGUUGAGCUUGCAUUCGAUUGCGAAGGCACACCGGAAGAGGACCAAAAUGGGAAACCUAUCCCAGGUGGUGGCUUUGGUCGCACCGGCGACAUCUCUUUCCUGUCGAUGACCGUAAUCUCGAUCGAUAUUACCUACGUCUUCGAUGUCUGGCAGCUCAAGGGAGCUCUCUGGUGGGAUGUCCGUAGCGAUUUGGAUACCUUAUUCCACAAAUUUGGGAUUCAAAUUGGGAAGGUUCGUGAUGUGCAGUUGAUGGAGCUUUAUCUCGGUGGGCCCCGAAGUCGAACAUCUUUGGCUUAUACAAGGAGAAAACAGAAGGGGGCAUACUUCCAGGAUAAUGGCUGGCGACCGCUCACAACCAAACCAUUGACCAGAACUGCAAGAAACUACAUUUCAGGCGACACUGAGUGUCUUUACGGCUUGCAUAAGCGACUGCAGAAUAGGUUGGAAGAGUGGCUCUAUAUUAUGCAAGGAAAGACUGUCGGAGGUCUAAUGGAUGCAAUUGGGAAGCCAUCCACUCUCCCAGCAACUAUGGACGACUUGAUGCAAUUCAUUGACGAGCAAUCAAUGAUUCGAGCUCAUGAUGCUACAUCUCCAGGGUUUAAUUCCAGGUCUCGUGAGGGAAAGGCGGAUGCACCUGCAGCAUUUCUCCGAAUAACCGACGUUUGGGAGAAUUCCCAGGAUAGGAUUUCGAAAAGACGGGAGGAGCACCGAAAAUUGAUCCAAAGUCGACAAUCUAUGGCGGUAGACUCUUGA